AUGGCAGGAAUUCUAUUGAUGACGGAAAAAAGUGCUGGACAAGCAAUACCGAUAGUAGAUUGUUCAUCAAAAUGUUCAUCUGAGUGUUCCAGCAGCGGCAAAUCUUAUGUUCUCUCUGCAAUGAGCGGUAGUUUAGUUGCUGCCUUGUUUCUAAACGACAAACCUUCUUAUGCAUCUUCUGCUGCACUAUUUGGAUUGAUUGGCACUAUGCUUUCAGCUCUUGUCCAAAACUGGACAACUCACUACAAUAAGUUGACAGCUAUUGCAGUUUUAGUAUCUGUUUCGAUAAUCAAUAUUGUACUGGGCUUGCUGCUAUUUUUUUGGGAUCAAUAUUUUUUGUUUGUCGUGUGCAGAAUGGUGGGGACUGUUGUGACUGUUUCUUGUGAUGUUAAUAUAAGGGAGUACUAUUGGUGGUGUAAAUAUUUGGAUUGUGUUCCUUCCAAAUGGUGGAGCUAUAAUGGAGAUCAAAUGAAGUGUGAGAUGGGUGUGAGUACAUGGAAAUUGACACUGACUUGCAUGAGUAGUAGUGAUAGGUAUAUGGACUUUCCAUUCACCAAUAUAUCGCAAGUUAGAGUCCAUGAUUUGUGUGAUAUGAUAUGCUCCUCUCCUCUCCUUGUUUAUGAUUCUUUCUUUUCUUUCUUUCUUUGUAUAAGAAUUUGUGACAAAUUACAUGCUUUUAGGUUAUACAGAAAUUUAAUUUGACCAAAUAUAUAGUAGUUUUACAGUUAAUAACAUGCUAUUAGAAAAUUGAUCAACAUCUGAACGGAUUUGUUUGCGGUAGAGAAAAGGUCACUGAUUUUGUUACGUUUUCAGUAAAAUAUUAUUGUUGGGCAGAAGACAAUACUCAAAAUGGGUGGAGCAUUGGGAAAAUAGAAGACUUCAAUCUAAAAGGCACCGAUAAUAUCAGAGAAGGUACAACUCUUUCAUUUUCUAUUCUUUAUGUUUUCGUGAUCUCCUAAAGAAGAUUUAGGAGUCAUGCAUACAGAGCAUACAUAACUGUUAGAAUUCUCUUCCAGAUUCAUCUCUAACCAAAACUUUUUCGAAACUUCUUAGCUUAUCCUUGAUUUCUUAAUUUUAUUUGAAAAGGGCUGAAGUUUAAGAAAUGGAUAUAUUAUGAUAUGU
Messenger RNA from Impatiens glandulifera, 1122 nucleotides. Its product is annotated as RHOMBOID-like protein 8. The record is from RefSeq and is a predicted model, not a curated record. The transcript is spliced from 4 exons. Lineage: Eukaryota; Viridiplantae; Streptophyta; Magnoliopsida; Ericales; Balsaminaceae. Gene Ontology annotation, molecular function: serine-type endopeptidase activity. Gene Ontology annotation, biological process: proteolysis. The coding region runs from base 1 to 702 and encodes 233 amino acids. Gene Ontology annotation, cellular component: membrane.